GAGCAUGCUGCUCAACUCUUACCACUGCGCGUCUUCAUGUCUUUUGAUGCUCUUCUAAUUUUGGACAACUAUCUAACAUACCUCGCUCUUCAGUCAAUUUUUUUCUCAGCGAAUAUAAUAUCGAACUUAACUCAACUAUUAUUCAAAAAGUAAGCACUCAUCAAUGGUUUCUAAGAGAGUAGCUCUCUGUACGGCUUCAGUGCUGUUACUGGUUCUCAGUUUUGUCUGCUCCUGUUUCGCCCACUCAAAUUAUGGGUUUGAAGAGGGCAGUGAGCACGGGGGACUGUGGAAGCGUUGUCACCGCACUCAUGACGUCACCGGAUGCAGCAAUCACGAUUCGAGGAUGCUGCGUGGCGCCAGGGCCUUCAUUGUGCUGGACCAUCUCGUGUUUCUCUUCCUGAUUAUCUUCCUCAUCAUAUUCGUCUUCAAACAAUUCGCCGUCCUCGCAAUAAUUGUCUCAGCAUUCUCUCUUCUCCACGUAAUAUUUAUCGCAAUUGGCUGUUCCGUUAUGACGGCCGAAUUCAGAAGCCAGAGUUUGAACAUCAGUUGGGGCGUCGGUUUGUCAUGGCUGUCUUGGGUGCUCACGAUUCCGGUGUUCGCUAUCAAUUCUGCCCUGACCGUAAUAGCAUUGCGCAACCACAGAGAGAAAAGGAAGCAAAAGAAAGUCAAUAAAGACAGAAAAAGUUCCAGAACAGCUUAUAAGAAUUCGAGAAAUCCUAAACGAGUUCCCGAUUCGAAAAGCACAACCAGUCUUUCCGAGAUAUCUGCAGAAUCUAAAGAGUCGACCGUUGUCACUGAGACGGCAGAAGUUUCCGAGAUCGAAACAGUUCCGUUUGAUGACGAUGACAAGCCCUGUUAUUCCGGAUCAUUGGCUCAAAAACUAGGAAUGAUGCGAAAAACAAGCGUAAUUGAACAUGGCGAGGUAAAUGGAACGUAUUCAGAUGAUGAAUGACACAUUCUUUGUCACAAAUUUGUUGAUUUAGUUUUUAGUGUCUUUAAAAUUUAUAAUUGCGAUCGCUGA
Symsagittifera roscoffensis is the source of this 1021-nucleotide messenger RNA. RefSeq lists its product as uncharacterized. Lineage: Eukaryota; Metazoa; Xenacoelomorpha; Acoela; Convolutidae. The transcript is spliced from 3 exons. The record is from RefSeq and is a predicted model, not a curated record. Bases 164 to 952 code for a protein of 262 amino acids.